AUGUUCAUUUUAUUGGUAGCUCUUACAAUUUCAGUUACAACUGCGGAAAAUAUUUACAGUGUUUCUUAUGCUGAUGGUAAAUUAUCAAAUAUUGAUGUAUAUGAAGAUAAAAAAUGUUAUAAAAUUAGUGCAUCAACAUCUCAGAAGUAUGUUUAUGUAGUUGCAACAGAAUCUAGUGCUGCAAAGAUUGAACAAUAUACUUAUCUAGUAAAAGAUUGUGGAGAUGCAGAUAUCCAGCCUGAAGAUUUGCCUAUUACUGCAAAAAAAGAUAUUAAUACUAGUAGUACUAAAAGAUACUAUCUUUACAAUGAGGAACCUGAUAAUAUGAAAACUGAAUGUAGCCUUAUAACUAAUAAUGAAUACGAAGAUGACAAAUGUACUAUUAAAAUUUCUGAAUUAGUUUCAUAUACUUGUAAUAUCCCAAAAAAUAAUGAAUGUCAACGAUAUUCUAAAACUAAUUUCUAUUAUAAAACACAAAAUAAAGUUGGUUACUACGGUACAUUCGAUUUCCUUGAUGAAAACUGUACUCAAGAAGCAAACUUUGGAACAAGUAUGAUCAAAUGUGGAAUGUGUUCACCAACUUUAGUUCCAUCUGAUAAAAACAAACCUAUCAUAUAUUCAAUACAUCAAUGCGAGGAUGAGUGUAUUAUUGAUGGUUCUGUUAGUACUAUUGUUUCUUUCAUUAUUAUUGUUCUUUUCUUCCUUUUUUAA
This is a messenger RNA of Entamoeba dispar SAW760, 711 nucleotides long. RefSeq lists its product as uncharacterized. The record is from RefSeq and is a predicted model, not a curated record. The coding region runs from base 1 to 711 and encodes 236 amino acids. NCBI's taxonomy places the organism in Eukaryota, Evosea, Mastigamoebida, Endamoebidae. The transcript has a single exon.